AUGACAGCGGGGCAGCCGUGCGGGCCGCGAAGAAAUUGUCCCCAGCUCGGAGAUGUUGUUGAUUCCGCCCACAACUCUCCCCUUUCGUGGCCACUUCUCCUUUCCAUCCACCCCUCUCCCCUCACACCAUGGCUAUCCAGUGCGUGUUCGCUCUCCGUCAGAUCAACGGAAAAUGCGCUAACCUCAUCCUCUAGCUAUUUGAUUUUGCUCUCCCGCCAAGGCAAAGUGAUAAUUUUGCUUCAGCGCCUUGCCAAAUGGUUCACUACUCUCUCCCCCAAGGAGAAGGCCAAGAUCAUCAAGGAUGUGACCCAGCUCGUUCUGUCCCGUCGCACGCGGAUGUGCAAUUUCCUUGAGUAUAAGGAUACCAAAGUCGUUUACCGUCGCUAUGCCUCCCUGUUCUUCAUCGCCGGAUGCGCUUCCGAUGACAACGAGCUGAUCACCCUCGAAAUCGUGCACCGAUACGUCGAGCAAAUGGACAAGUACUACGGCAACGUGUGCGAGCUGGACAUCAUCUUCAACUUCCAAAAGGCAUACUUCAUUCUGGACGAGUUAUUGUUGGCAGGCGAGAUGCAGGAAAGCAGCAAGAAGAACGUCUUGCGGUGCAUUAGCCAGCAAGACAGUCUGGAAGACAUGGAGGUGAGUGAUGACCACGCCCCUGAGUGGAUGGAGACCGCCUAG
Aspergillus terreus NIH2624 is the source of this 678-nucleotide messenger RNA. Its product is annotated as AP-1 complex subunit sigma. Gene Ontology annotation, biological process: vesicle-mediated transport; protein transport. NCBI's taxonomy places the organism in Eukaryota, Fungi, Ascomycota, Eurotiomycetes, Eurotiales, Aspergillaceae. Gene Ontology annotation, molecular function: clathrin-cargo adaptor activity. Gene Ontology annotation, cellular component: intracellular membrane-bounded organelle; AP-1 adaptor complex. The record is from RefSeq and is a predicted model, not a curated record. The coding region runs from base 1 to 678 and encodes 225 amino acids. The transcript is spliced from 3 exons.